AUGCCCGUUCAGUCGAAGAUUUGCCGUGGUGCCGCUGUGCUGGGCGCGAGUGCGGUUGGUCUGGGCUUUGUGGUGCCACAGGUGCCGAAUGCCAGCCCCAGCGCGGCACGGGCCGCGGCGUCCACGGCGUCUGCCUCCCCGGCCUCCCCUGCCUUCAGCCCGAGCACGGGCAUCGCGAGCUGCGCAGUGGCCGGGGCCGUGAGCUUCGCCGCAGCCCGCCGCGCCGGCGCCCGCAGCACCCGCGCCCGCAGCAGCGCCAACGCCCGAGCCCAGCGGGUGGCGUUGUUUGCCCGCGGCGGCGAGGAAGACACGCGCGUGUGCAUCCCGCUUGAGGAACUCCGCAACACCGAUGUGGACAAAGUGGGCGGCAAGAGCGCCUCCCUGGGCGAGAUGAUCUCGCAGCUCUCCGACGUGGGUGUGCCGGUGCCAGGUGGCUUCAGCACCACUGCGUUUGCCUACAAGGAGUUCCUGGACAAAGGUGGCAUCAACGACUUCAUUAACAAUCAGCUCUCGGAUGAUACCAUCUACACAGAUGUGAACAAGCUGAUGGAGGUGGGCAAAGCAAUCCGUGACAAGAUCAUGGACACCCCGUUCCAGCAGGAUUUUGAGGCGGAGCUGAAGGAACAGUGGAGCCGCGUCUCCGGCGGCGACGACAAGUUCACGUUCGCAGUGCGGUCUUCUGCGACGGCCGAGGAUCUGCCAGACGCUUCCUUCGCUGGGCAGCAGGAGACCUUCCUCAACGUCAUGGGCUAUGAGGACCUGAAGCAGAAGGUGCACUUGGUCUUCGCAUCGCUCUUCACAGACCGAGCCAUCUCCUACCGCCAUGACCGAGGCUUUGAGCACGAGAAGGUCCAGCUCUGCGCAACCUGCCAAAAGAUGGUGCGCAGCGAGACCGGCUCCGCAGGCGUCAUGUUCUCCCUUGACACCGAGAGCGGCUUCAAAGAUGUGGUCUUUGUGACCGCUGCAUGGGGCCUGGGCGAGACGGUGGUGGGUGGCACCGUGAACCCGGACGAGUGGUAUGUCUUCAAGCCCACGCUGGCGGAGGGCAAGAACUCCGUGGUCUCGCGCACCAUGGGCUCCAAGCUGGUGAAGAUGAUCUACAAGGAAGGCGGCGGCUCGGAGGUGGUGGACACCAGCGAGGAGGAGCAGAACAAGUGGUCGGCCUCGGAUGAGGAGGUCAAGGCCUUGGCCGAAAUGGCCGUGAAGAUCGAGAAGCACUAUGGCCGGCCCAUGGACAUCGAGUGGGCCAGGGAUGGGGACGACGGCAAGCUGUACAUCGUGCAGGCCCGGCCAGAGACGGUGGCCUCCCAGAAGAAGGUCGGCGUCAUCGAGGAGUACAAGAUGCUCGAGAAAGGUGGCGAAAAGGUGGCAGAGGGCCGCGCCGUGGGCAAGCGCAUUGGCAGCGGCAAGGUGAACAUCCUCACCAGCAUUGAUCAGAUGGCUGAGUUCGAGAAGGGUCAGGUGCUGGUCGCUGACAUGACGGACCCCGACUGGGAGCCCAUCAUGAAGAAGGCUGGCGCCAUCAUUACCAACCGCGGCGGCCGCACCUGCCACGCGGCCAUCAUCGCCCGCGAGCUGGGCAUCCCGGCCAUCGUCGGCUGCGGGGACGCCACGGACAAGGUCAAGAAAGGUGACGCGGUGACCGUCUCCUGUGCGGAGGGCGACACUGGCUACAUCUACAAGGGCGAGCUGAAGUUCGAGCCGAUCAUGAUGAACGUGGGCAAUCCUGAGACUGCCUUCUCCUUCGGCCAGCUUCCCAACGAGGGCAUUGGCCUGGCGCGCCUGGAGUUUGCCGCACAGCUCAAUAAAAUGCAAGCCAGGCUUCAGGCACAAAGACCAACGGCACGCAUGACUUGCUGA
Messenger RNA from Effrenium voratum, 1860 nucleotides. The record is from the annotation of a GenBank genome assembly. Lineage: Eukaryota; Dinophyceae; Suessiales; Symbiodiniaceae.